UUGAAAUACGAGCGAUGGAUCUCUCGACGGCAAUGUGGACGGCGGCGGUUCUCGGCGCUGCUGCGGUCUACUGGUUCGUGUGGGUGAUGGGCUCGGCGGAAGUGAAAGGUAAGCGGGCAGUGAACCUUACGACGGGAUUUAUCGGGCGAGAUAAGGCGCAGGAGAAGCACAAUCAGGUCUGGUCCUUCUUUGUCCGCUCCAAGGAGGACAUUGCCGCCGCGUCCGACGAAGACAAGAUGCCUUCCAUCGUCGAAACCUACUACGACCUCGUCACUGACAUCUACGAAUGGGGAUGGGGGCAGUCCUUCCACCUCUCGCCCUCACUUCCCGGCCGCUCCCACCGGGAGGCCACCCGCAUCUACGAGGAGCGCGUCGCUGAUGCCAUAGCCGCUCGUCCGGGACAACGAAUCAUCGACGUGGGAUGCGGCGUCGGCGGCCCGAUGCGCACCAUUGCUGCCCACUCCGGCGCCGACAUCGUCGGCAUCACCAUCUGCGACUACCAGGUCUCCCGCGCCCGCGAGCACAACCGCAAGGCCGGCCUCGACAGGCGCUGCGAAGUCGUCCGCGGCAACUUCCUCGAGAUGCCCUUCCCGGAAGCCUCCUUCGACGGCGCUUACUCCGUCCAGGCCAUCUGCCACGCUCCCCGCCUGGAGGACGUCUACCGCGAGGUCUUCCGCGUGCUCAAGCCCGGCGCCCUUUUCGUGACCGACGAUUGGGUCACCACUGCGCUGUACCGGCCGGACGAUCCGCGCCACGUCGAGGCCAUCCGCGGGACCGAGCGCGGCGGCGCGCUCGCAACCCUCCGUGCGCAGCACGAGUUGGCGGCAACCGCGCGCCAGGUGGGCUUCGAGGUCCUGGAGGAGCGCGAUCUGGCGCUACCCCCGGCGGAGCCGUGGUGGACGCGUCUCAAGAUGAGCCGCUUAGCCUACUGGCGCAACCACCUUCUGAUCUCCGUCCUCGCCGUGCUGCGCAUCGCCCCGAAGGGCAUGGUCGAGGUCCACGAGAUGCUUUGCGAGGCCGCGGCCCACAUGAGCUAUGCCGGCGAGACCGGCAUCUUCACCCCCCUGCAAAUGAUCCUCUGCCGAAAACCUUCCAUCAAGCCGUAACCACUAUUCCACCAAAUAAACUCAACUAUAUAUAUAUAUAUAUAUAUAUAUAUAAUGCAGCAAGCAGCUAGCCUUGUGAAUUGUGAUAUAUAUAUAUGAGUAGUGAAUCUUAGUUUAGGGUGCAAAAGGUAUUUUAAUGGACCGAUUUAGUGGUAAAAGCCACUUAUUUAAUUCACAAGAGCAUGAAAUAAUAACAAUGAAGAAAUCAUAAUGUUAAUAUUAUCAAUGUGUUUAAUUAAAUAAAGUUGCAAUAUUUUUUUAUGUGUAUAUUAUAUAUUUUUUUUCGUUAUGUUAAUGGUCGGAGAAAAGGGAUGUAAUUAAUGAUAAAAUAAUGGUUACCCCUCUAAUUUACUCUAU
Zingiber officinale is the source of this 1463-nucleotide messenger RNA. RefSeq names its product 24-methylenesterol C-methyltransferase 2-like. The transcript has a single exon. Bases 15 to 1106 code for a protein of 363 amino acids. Gene Ontology annotation, biological process: steroid biosynthetic process. NCBI's taxonomy places the organism in Eukaryota, Viridiplantae, Streptophyta, Magnoliopsida, Zingiberales, Zingiberaceae. Gene Ontology annotation, molecular function: S-adenosylmethionine-dependent methyltransferase activity. The record is from RefSeq and is a predicted model, not a curated record.